Molecule: messenger RNA, 2397 nt
Organism: Colletotrichum aenigma
Lineage: Eukaryota; Fungi; Ascomycota; Sordariomycetes; Glomerellales; Glomerellaceae
Gene: afcA
Product: Alpha-fucosidase A
Exons: 5
Coding region: 1-2397 (798 amino acids)
Biological process (GO): carbohydrate metabolic process
Molecular function (GO): alpha-L-fucosidase activity
Source: RefSeq, a predicted model, not a curated record
AUGAAGGGCCAAUCUAGCUGGUUCCUCUUGGGCAGCUUCGCCUUGUGUGAAGCGCGCUCUUUCUGGUCUUCCGUCCCGGCUACUUUUGCAGAUCGAGAUGGAGACGGGUAUAUUCUCAAGACUGGCUACCCAGUUGGCAAUGCAAUCCCAUUUGGCCCUCCCGGCUCGGAAAAGGUCAACCUGAACAUUGACUCUCUUUGGGCCGGUGGCCCCUUCGGAGCUUCAAACUACACCGGCGGCAACCCGACGGAACCCAAAUAUGAAGCUCUCCCGGAGAUUCGCGCCACGAUUUUUGAGAAUGGAACCGGAGAUGUGUCGCCGUUGCUUGGUGUUGGGGAUGAAUACGGUUCGAACCGCGUCCUCGCCAACCUGACGGUCAAUAUCGAGGGCGUUAGCGACUACAGCGACUACCGACGAACUCUCGACCUCAAGACUGGUGUUCACACCACCAAGUUCGUAGCUAACGGCGCAGCAUUCGAGAUCUCUCAUUUCUGCUCGUAUCCGGACCAGGUUUGCGUAUACCACAUUACUUCGGAAGCGGCCUUGCCAGUGGUCGAAGUAGGCUACGAGAAUCGGCUUGUGGAACAGGACACGUACAAUGUGUCUUGUGGUGAUGGUCAUGUCCGCUUCGCCGGCGUCACUCAGCUCGGCCCGCCAGAAGGCAUGAAGUUCGAUUCCAUCGCGCGGAUCAACAAGGACGCCGCUAUUACGAACUGCACGUCUGCAAACUUCUUGACUGUCACCCCAGAGAAGGACCAGAAGGCUCUCACGAUCAUCAUUGGAGGCGAGACGAACUACGAUCAGAAGAACGGCAAUGCUGAGAGCGACUACUCUUUCAAAGGAGAAGAUCCCGGUCCACUUGUUGAGAAGACGACUUCAGAUGCGGCAUCGAAGUCAUUUGAUACACUCCUGAAGGACCACAUCGCUGACUACCAGAAGCUGGAGAGUGCUUUCGAGCUGAACCUUCCGGAUACUCAAGGUUCCGAGGAGAAGGAGACAGGACAACUGAUCUCUGACUACGUGUACACCGACGGUGGCGACCCUUAUGUUGAGGCUUUGCUCUUCGACUACUCCCGCUACCUUCUAAUCACGUCCUCUCGUGCCAACUCCUUACCCGCGAACCUUCAGGGCCGUUGGACGGAGCAGCUUUGGCCUGCGUGGAGCGCAGACUAUCAUGCCAACAUCAACAUACAGAUGAACUACUGGGCAGCCGACCAGACAGGUCUGGGUGAGACGCAGACUGCUCUCUGGGACUACAUGGAAGACACAUGGGUACCUCGUGGCACUGAAACGGCCAAGUUUCUGUACAACGCCAGUGGUUGGGUCGUCCACAACGAGAUGAACACCUUCGGGCACACCGCGAUGAAGGAAGGUUCGAGUUGGGCAAACUACCCGGCAGCGGCAGCAUGGAUGAUGCAGCACGUCUGGGAUAACUUCGAGUACACCCAAGACAUCGAGUGGUUCACCCGCCAGGGAUACCCGCUCAUCAAGGGAGUCGCCGAAUUCUGGCUCUCUCAACUGCAAGAGGACCUCUACUUCAACGACGGCACGUUGGUCGUCAACCCCUGCAACAGCCCCGAACACGGCCCGACGACGUUCGGCUGCACGCACUACCACCAAAUGAUCCACCAAGUCUUCGAGGCCGUCCUCCACGGCGCGACCUUCGUCUCCGAGGACGAUACCAAGUUCAUCGAAGAUGUCACCUCCAGCCUGAAAAGCCUCGACAAGGGUGUCCAUGUCACGGAAUGGGGCGGCCUGAAGGAGUGGAAGCUCCCCGACAGCUACGGUUACGACGACAAGUCCACCCACCGCCACCUCUCGCACCUCACCGGCUGGCACCCCGGCUACUCCGUCUCCUCCUUCCUGGGCGGCUACACCAACGCCACGAUACAGUCCGCCGUCCGCGAGACGCUCAUCUCCCGCAGCCUGGGCAACGCCGAAGACGCGAACGCGGGCUGGGCCAAGGUGUGGCGGACGGCGUGCUGGGCGCGGCUCAACGAGACGGACCGGGCGUACGAGCAGCUGCGGUACGCGAUCGACGUCAACUUUGCGCCGAACGGGUUCAGCAUGUACUGGGCGCUGAGUCCGCCGUUCCAGAUCGAUGCCAACUUCGGCCUGGGCGGUGCUGUGUUGAGCAUGCUGGUCGUCGACCUGCCGCUGCCGUAUGCUUCGAGAGAGGAUAUGCGGACGGUGGUGCUGGCCCCUGCGAUUCCGAAGAAAUGGGGCGGUGGUAGGGUGAAGGGGCUCCGGGUUCGCGGUGGUGGGGUUGUCGAUUUCAGUUGGGACGAGAACGGGAUCGUGAACGAGGCGACGGCGAAAACUGGUAGUAGUGUCACUGGAGGAAAGGUGCGGUUCGUGAAUGUGGAAGGGACUGAGCUUACUACUCUGUUAGUAUGA